AUGGUUGGCAAUUUAGGCGCGAAUAAGCCUGUUGUUUUACUGGCUUAUUUAUUUCCUGUUUUUUUCCAUUCGCUCCUAAAUGUCUUACACGCUACUCCAACAUCGCUACUGCCUAACACCGUUGCUUUUUAUUACUUUCUUCCCUGUCCCAAUAGCCGUUCGGUUUUGUAUCCUCACCGUUCCGUUUCGUUAUUGCUUUCAGAGAAAUUUGGUGUUCCACGAGAAGGUGGCGAACCGGGUGAGCGGUGUAUACCGGCCACUUAUCGCCUAUUGUACUUCAUCGGAUGGAAACCGGACCCCUCUCAGAGAAAACCUCUCCCUCGGGGCAGUGCCCAAUUCUCACUCAAGGAUAUCAGUCGGAUCGACGAAAUCAUCAGUCAAGUCGAAGAAAGUGCGCCUUCCUCUGAUUCACCCACACGGCCGAACUAG
This is a messenger RNA of Dicrocoelium dendriticum, 429 nucleotides long. Lineage: Eukaryota; Metazoa; Platyhelminthes; Trematoda; Plagiorchiida; Dicrocoeliidae. The record is from the annotation of a GenBank genome assembly.